Molecule: messenger RNA, 1707 nt
Organism: Juglans microcarpa x Juglans regia
Lineage: Eukaryota; Viridiplantae; Streptophyta; Magnoliopsida; Fagales; Juglandaceae
Product: 3-ketoacyl-CoA synthase 1-like
Exons: 1
Coding region: 80-1660 (526 amino acids)
Biological process (GO): fatty acid biosynthetic process
Cellular component (GO): membrane
Molecular function (GO): acyltransferase activity, transferring groups other than amino-acyl groups
Source: RefSeq, a predicted model, not a curated record
UAAGACGUACCCUAAAAUAUUAUGUAUCGAUCAAUAACCCAAAACACAAAACAGAGAGAGUAGUAGACUAAGGACGAUAAUGGAUAACGAGAGAAUAACGGCCGAAAUGGCGUUUAAAGACUCGUCCUCCGCAGUUAUAAGAGUCCGGCGACGCUUGCCAGAUUUCUUACAGUCUGUGAAGCUAAAGUACGUAAAAUUAGGCUAUGGUUACUCACGCAGCCCGGCCACUAUUCUAAUGUUCGUUUUGAUUUUGCCUCUGGCCAUUUCCUUGGCGCUUAAGCUCAGCAAUCUGCAACUAGACACCGUGUCUGAGUUAUGGACAAACCGGAGAGUUUUGUUCCACAACCUCAUUAAUACAGGUACAACCUCCGCUGGUCUUGCUUUGAUUCUAAUCCUUUUCUGCCUGAUCUUCUGGUCCAAGCGGUCCAGACCAAUUUAUCUCGUAGAUUUUGCAUGUUACAAGCCGGAUGACAAACUAAAAGUUACUAGAGAGUUUUUCCUAAAGAUGAGUGAAGAUAGUGGAGCAUUCCAGGAGGAGAGUCUCCAGUUUCAGAGACGAAUAAUGUCCAGGUCAGGUCAUGGUGACGAGACUUAUCUACCAAAAGGAAUUACGUCCAGACCGCCAACAUUAAGCAUGGAAGAGGCCCGCUCCGAGGCCGAGGCUGUUAUGUUUGGUGUCGUGGAUUCAAUUCUAGACAAAACCGGAAUUAAAGCAAAGGACAUUGGAAUCCUUGUUGUGAACUGUAGCUUAUUCAAUCCAACCCCAUCUCUCUCCUCCAUGAUUGUGAACCACUUCAAGCUCCGAACCGACGUUAAGUCCUACAACCUCGGCGGCAUGGGUUGCAGCGCUGGCCUUAUUUCCAUCGACCUCGCAAAAGAUCUCCUUAAUGCAAACCCAAACACGUAUGCCCUCGUCGUAAGCACCGAAAACAUUACUCUCAAUUGGUACUUCGGCAACGACCGAUCGAUGUUGUUAUCUAAUUGCAUAUUCCGCAUGGGGGGUGCGGCCGUGCUGCUAUCCAACCGGUCACGGGAUCGGGGCCGUUCCAAGUACAAGCUGGUCCACACUGUUCGAACCCACAAAGGCGCGGACGACGAAGAUUACAACUGUGUCUAUCAAAGAGAGGAUGAAAAAGGAACUGUCGGGGUUCAUCUCUCUAAAGAUUUAAUGGCGCGGGCCGGAGAUGCAUUGAAAACGAAUAUCACGACCCUGGGUCCUUUGGUUCUGCCAUUUUCUGAGCAAUUCAUCUUCUUUGUUACGUUGGUGAAGAAGAAGAUCCUGAAGGCGAAGGUGAAGCCAUAUAUACCGAACUUCAAGCUGGCUUUCGAGCACUUCUGCGUACAUGCAGGCGGGAGAGGAGUGUUGGACGAGUUAGAGAAAAACUUACAACUCAGUGAGUGGCACUUAGAGCCGUCGAGGAUGACGCUGCAUCGUUUCGGGAACACGUCAAGUAGUACGUUAUGGUACGAGUUGGCAUAUACGGAGGCAAAGGGUCGGGUUUCAGGGGGCGACAGGGUCUGGCAGAUUGCUUUCGGCUCAGGUUUUAAGUGUAACAGCGCGGUAUGGAGAGCGAUCAGAACGAUUCCGGUGGACGAUUCCCGACAUAACCCAUGGGUUGACUCAAUCGAUAGGUACCCGGUUAAGGUCCCCGUUGCAUAGGAUAUCAACGUGGCAAAGUCUAAGUGGUGGAGACGGUCUACGUCGGG